Messenger RNA from Oreochromis niloticus (Nile tilapia), 5017 nucleotides. It is a transcript of the gene itga10, whose product is annotated as integrin, alpha 10. The record is from RefSeq and is a predicted model, not a curated record. Gene Ontology annotation, molecular function: integrin binding. NCBI's taxonomy places the organism in Eukaryota, Metazoa, Chordata, Actinopteri, Cichliformes, Cichlidae. Bases 820 to 4491 code for a protein of 1223 amino acids. Gene Ontology annotation, cellular component: external side of plasma membrane; integrin complex. The transcript has 29 exons. Gene Ontology annotation, biological process: cell adhesion mediated by integrin; cell-matrix adhesion; cell-cell adhesion.
AAAAACGAGUGCGAGGAGAGAAAGGGGAGAUGUGGGUUUGAGGUUUGUGAACCAGUUGCUCAGAGAGGAGUCUGGUGGAUGGAGGGAGGGGAGCUGUGAGGAUAAAUGCGCUCUUUCAUUUCAACGUGAGAGAAAUCCGUUACUAGGGGCACAUAUUACAUGGACAGAGAAGCAGGGGAGCCUAAAAUAAGGGAAAUAAGCGGAGUGGAUAAUGGAUAACGUGCUGUCAAAGAUACCGCUCACGACAGCUCUCCUCAGACUUUGGGACUGAUGAGCGGAGUUUCUGUCAGAGGAGAGUUUGAGCUUCAAAGACGCGCUCCGGAGUCUGGAGGGAUAAAGCUGCUGCCUGCCUGUUUAUGAAGGCGUUACACAUUUGUAAUGGUUUAAUGAGUCGGAACUGCAGCCUCUUGUUGGAUGGGACAGGUGCAGUUAUUUUCACGCCAUGGGUCACUGAGACGUCAUAAAGUUGAUUUUUCAUUUUUACGUUUUUAAGACGUUUUCGCUCACUUUAACAUAAGACGAGAAGAAGAAGAAAAUCAUAGCCAGAGUUUUCGUUCGGUUUAUUCUAUUUGAAUCAGUAUUUAAUUAUUUGUAAACGAAUAGCUCCUGAAGUUUAACCCCAUUCACGCACGUGGCAUGCCACCGCGGCACAGUUUGGCCGACUUUUACGCAUCUCUUGGGAAGAGAAAAAGCUGAAAACAAGCGUGUCUGUGUAUGUGUAUGAGUGCGGUGGGCAACGACGCUCCUCAUUUCCACUUAAUACACGAGGGAAAAAGGGAAAAAACAUUAAAGAGAGACUUCUUUCAUUCGGAAUCAUAAAUGGAGCUGCGUAAAUACCUGUUGUGCCUGGAGUUUAUCCUCCUCCUUAAAGAGCUUUGUCAGUGUUUCAACAUAGAUGUAAAGCACCCGCGCAUCUUCACCGGUCCAGAGGACGCGCUGUUCGGCUUCUCCGUCUUGCAGCAUGAAGCAGAUGGAGAGAAAUCGAUGCUGGUUGGUGCUCCCUGGGACGGGCCGCCCAACAACAGGAAAGGAGAUGUUUACAAAUGCAGCGUGGGACGGGAGAAGAACUCGAGCUGCAAUAAAGUGAAUCUAGGUGAGACGGCUCUCCAGAACGUUUCAAAGAAUCUGAGGAAUUCUCACUUGGGAAUGACCCUCACACCAACUUCACCUGAUGGCUUCCUGGCAUGUGCUCCACUGUGGUCACAAGAGUGUGGUACAUCUAUGUUCAGCACUGGCAUCUGUGCCUCUGUCAGCGAUGACCUAGAACCAAGAGAGACUAUCGCUCCAACAGCGCAAAGGUGCUCGACGUACAUGGACAUUGUGAUCGUGCUGGAUGGCUCCAACAGCAUCUACCCCUGGUACGAGGUCCAAAACUUCCUCAGUAACAUCCUCAGCAAGUUCCACAUCAGCUCAGACCAGAUGCAGGUUGGUAUUCUGCAGUAUGGUGAGGUAGCUAUUCACGAGUGGUCUCUGAAGGACUACCAGACCACACAGGAGGUAGUGGAGGCCGCCAAGAACAUCAGCCGACAGGAGGGACGGGAGACGCGCACGGCAUAUGCUAUCGAAACAGCCUGCACAGAGGCUUUCAGUCCUGAGCGUGGAGCGAGGGAGGGUGCCACCAAGGUGAUGAUCGUAGUCACAGAUGGAGAGUCCCACGAUGGGGAUGAACUAGAAGGUGCUCUGGAGAAGUGCAAAGAAAGAAACAUCACCCGAUACGCAAUCGCUGUCCUGGGUCAUUACAUCCGGAGACAGCAAGACCCUGAAACUUUCAUUAAGGAGAUCAAGUUCAUCGCCAGCGACCCUGACGACAAAUAUUUUUUCAAUGUUACGGACGAAGCUGCGCUCAACGACAUUGUUGAUGCACUGGGAGAUCGCAUCUUCACUCUGGAAGGUACGCUGGGUUACAACGAGAGCUCGUUCCACAUGGAGAUGUCUCAGAUCGGCUUCUCCACGCACACUCUAGAUGAUGGCAUUUUGUUUGGCAUGGUGGGGGCCUAUGACUGGGAUGGAGGUGUGUUGAAAGAAGGGACCAAUGGGCGAAUCGUGCCAUCCAGAGAGGCCUUUGAAAGCGAGUUUCCUCUGGAGCUCAAAAAUCAUGCUGCUUAUUUAGGUUACACGGUGACCUCUGUGGUAACUGGUGACUGGAAGAGGGUGUAUGUAGCUGGAGCUCCUCGAUUCAAACACAAAGGCAAAGUCAUUCUGUUUGAACUCAGCGAUGAAGGCGAUGUCAACAUUGUGCAGGCGCUUAAUGGAGAGCAGAUUGGCUCGUAUUUCGGCAGUGAAGUGUGUGGGCUAGACAUCGACCAGGAUGACAUCACUGAUGUCCUUCUGGUUGCUGCUCCAAUGUACCUUGGGUCAGGAAACAAGGAGGCUGGACGAGUCUACAUCUACACUCUCAACAGAGUAGGACAGCAGCAGCAUGGAUCGAUCACCUUCAUAUCAAUUAUUAUGCAAACAUUCCUGUCAUAUACAACAAUGAAUGAUAGCCCUGUUUUACUCCUACAGGAUCUCCUGUUACCAUCCACUCAUCUAUCUUUGUUUCCUCCUCUUUGUGUCUCGCAGGAGGACGUUUUUGUAUCCAAUGGUACGCUGAAGUCAAACAAUAAGUCCCAGGAUGCCAGGUUUGGUUAUGCACUGGCACCCACUCCAGAUCUGAACCAUGACGGCUUCACGGAUCUGCUGGUGGGAGCCCCACUGGAGGACGAACACCGGGGGGCCAUCUAUGUUUAUCACGGAGACGGUAUUUAUGUCAUCCACAACUAUAAACAGCGGAUAGCUGCAUCAUCAGUUUCCCCCUCCCUGCAGUAUUUUGGCCGAAGCUUGAGUGCUCGAUUGGAUUUGGAUGGAGAUGACCUAAUAGACUUGGCAGUGGGAGCGCAGGGAAGUGCUGUACUGCUCAGCUCUCGCAGCAUUGUCCAGAUCAAUGUGAGUCUGUCCUUCCAGCCGCACUCCAUUAAUGUCAUUCAGAAGACCUGCCACAGAGGAGGCAGAGAAUCCGCCUGUCUGAAUGCCACCGCCUGCUUUACAGCCGUGUCCCGCUCCCCAAGACCACACAGCAACAGUUUUGAUCUGUGGGUGCGGGCUAUGUUGGAUGACAGGAAGUUGUCAGCACGGGCGCUGUUUGAUGACAGCUCCCACCGACAGACCCAGCUGGCUGUCCGAGCCCAGACAGGGAAAACUCUGUGCUACAAACUUCCCUUCCAUGUCUAUGACACAGCAGAUUACAUUCGUCCUAUCAGCUUCUCACUGUGGUUUAAGAUCAACAACACAGAAAGUGGUCCCGUGCUGGAUGAAGGGUGGCCGACUACUAUCAACAAAUCUAUCCCAUUUUUUAAAGACUGUGGUGAGGAUGAUGUGUGUACAACUGACCUGGUGCUACAGGCACACAUGGACAUCUCUGGGACAAGACAAAAGCCUUAUGUGAUUCGCAGCCCUCGUAGGCGUCUGGCAGUGGAGGUGCAGCUUCAGAACAGACUGGAAAACGCCUACAACACCAGCCUGACGCUGAACUACUCACGCAACCUCCACUUCUCCAGCAUUAGCAUCAGGGAGGUUGCCCACUUCAAGAUCGAGUGCACAGCUCUUAGCGCCAACAGCCACUCAUGCAAUGUCAGUUAUCCAGUUUUUCGCUCCCAGUCAAAGGUUAACUUCAUGUUGGAGUUUGAAUUCAGCUGUACAUCUUUGCACAAUCAAGUGAAAAUGAAGCUCCAUGCAUCCAGUGACAGUGUGGAGAGACAAGACACUUUGAAGGACAACAGUGUUCAGCUUCAGACUUUUGUUCAGUAUGAACCAGACCUUUUUGUUAGCAGUGAAUCUAAUUUGAACCGCUAUGAGGUCCAUCCUACACGGACAAUGUCGGAAGCAAUUGGACCAGAGUUCUACACACAUCUCAGGCUGCAGAAUCUCGGCUGUUACUCUGUGAGUAACCUGGAGCUGCGUCUGCAUCUGCCCUCUGUGGCUGCAGGUGACAGAGUGUUCAUGACUGUCACCGAUGUCUUCUCAAUAAACGUGACGGUGAACUGCAGCGUGCUCGGUGAUGCAGCACAGCUGAAGGCCAGACAGGGAGAUGUGCGCCCACUUCAUCCUGAAGACAUGAUGCAGGAUGAUAUGUUGAACUGCAGCAGGUCAUGGUGCACAGAGGUCGUGUGUCAAGUCAAGCAGCUGCCGAGAGGAAAGGAUGCCAUCAUUCGGGUCAGCCGCAGAGUUCAUGAUGAUUUUUUCAGACAUGCCAAAUAUAAGUCAGUGAAGAUAAUAGGCGCAUAUCGACUCACAGCUCAGGAGACUAACCUCAUUACUUUGAGCGCAGGAACAGUCUGGAGGGAGACCGUGCUGGAAGUGCUGAAAGGCCGAGCUAUUCCCAUCUCGCUCUGGAUUCUGAUCGGUAGCAUCAUAGGGGGUUUGCUGCUGCUGGCCCUCAUUAUUUUCAUACUGUGGAAGCUUGGAUUCUUCACACGCAAACAGAUAGAAGAGGAUGAAAACCAUGAGGACUGAGCAAAACCUUUGCUGCCAAGAACACACUCAUCUGCAAUGAAGACUAUUAGAUGAGUAGAGCCCACCUCCUACCAGACACAAAGAUGGUCCCGAGAUGGGCCUUCAGGACCAAAGAGAGUAUCGGGGAGGGGGUUCAACAGUAAUGCGCUACCCACUGUUUCAAGGGUCAGGGGCACUUAUGUAAAUAAUCUUUUUCUAAUUUUAAAGAAAUGCAAAGUGUAUUAAACCACAGUCCUUCUAUUUAACUUGCAGACAUUUUUAUGGUUUUAUAUUUCAGUCACUUGAUUCUUCAGUUUUUGUUUGUUCUUUAAUUAAAACAGUUAAAAGACAUAUUCUUGUUCUUUAUUUAUUCACUGCUGAUGUAAAUGUAAUAACAAAAUGGGCAAAAAUCUGGUUUUAUUUCAGUCCGAACAGAAACAUCUGAGCUAUAAACUAUAAAACAGUCAUACUUGACACGCAUGCAGAAAUUAUACACAAAAAUUAACUGCAUGGAUGAAAUAUAAAACUCCAAUGCAUAAGUCAUGAA